Molecule: messenger RNA, 1620 nt
Organism: Aspergillus chevalieri
Lineage: Eukaryota; Fungi; Ascomycota; Eurotiomycetes; Eurotiales; Aspergillaceae
Gene: sld2
Product: protein sld2
Exons: 2
Coding region: 1-1620 (539 amino acids)
Biological process (GO): mitotic DNA replication preinitiation complex assembly; double-strand break repair via break-induced replication; DNA replication
Cellular component (GO): DNA replication preinitiation complex
Molecular function (GO): single-stranded DNA binding; DNA replication origin binding
Source: RefSeq, a predicted model, not a curated record
AUGGCCACCGCUACCCUCGCGGCUACGGAUCUCCGCGCUGAACUGAAGGAAUGGGAGCGCGCUUUCUCAGCUGCCAAUGGAGGGAGGAAGGCCGGACGGCAUGAUAUUAAAAACAAUCCUGAUAUUGCCGCCAAAUACAAAGCCUACGGUCGAAUGAAAGCCCUCGAGUCCGCAGCCGACAAGGAUAAGCACCACGACCAGAACGAAAGCACACUAGAAGAACGCCCCAAGAAGCGAAAGCACACCUCCCCUACCGGUCCCGGACAUGAACAAUCUAACGCCGCUACUCCCCGGAAAUCAAAUAAAGGAAUCUUCGCGACCCCUUCACGACCACGAGUAAACCAUCCCGCCGAUCUAGAUCCCUACGACUCCCCCUCAGUGUUACGCCGGCUCUUCAGUCCGAGUACGCAUCAGCAAUCGACACCGCUCAAAGCUGCCGUUGGACCUACACCGCAGCGUGAUGGGAAGGCACUGGGUUUGUUCGAUCUCCUGUCUGAAUCUGGGGGUAGUACUGCGACACCCUCUGCGACUCGGAUAGCCAGUCUCCAAGGAGCUGCGGUCCAGACACCAUCUAGACGAAACCGCAUGGAGACAAUCGCCGAGGAAGACGAGGAGGAAGAAGAAGAGAACCCCCGCGGAGGACGAACGCCCGCAUCAUCAGGGAAAAAACUGUAUCUGGAAAAUCUAUUCGCGACACCCACAACGAUGAAAUACGCCGCGAUGGUAGAAGAUGAGGAGGACCGCAAGCCUCUCACGGCCAAUGUUUACGCGGCUUCAGAGGCUGCAGCAUCAGCAAACAGGAAAGCAGCUGGUCCGGGCGAAACACCAUCGUUCCUACGACGCUCGAAUGCGGGACGAUCAUCUAAUGGUAUUGAUCCGUCGACCGGUGGGUUGAGCCCGAUUGCAGCGCGCAAACCACCGCAGUUCGUUGGGAAGGGUCUUUCGGCGCUCGUGCAGGGGUUACGGGAUAUGGAGGAAGAGCGGAUGGAGGACGACAUGGAUGUAUUGCGGGAGAUGGAAGCGGAACAAGGUGCCAUGGAUAAUAACGAGAUCGAUAUGGAGGAUAGCCAGGCAGGUGACGGCGCUAGUCGGAAACCGUAUAAGAAAAAGGGUCAGAAGAGGUCUACACGGCGCGUCCGUAUGAAGCCGGUCGUUGUUCCGAAGGCGCAGACGAAGUCGACAGAACCGUCUGGAGACGAUGAGGAGGAAAAUGAACAAGCCGCGAUUCCGGAGACUCAAUUCCAAGGACAAUCUGAGAACCACUUCUCCGAAGAUGACGAUGCCGACGACGCCUCCCUACACAGCAUCUCAGAACCCGAACUAGAAGACUCAGACCCCGACUUUGACGAACCCGUUACGAAAACCAAGAGUUUCGCCGAGAAGAUGAAGGAAGCCAUAUCCGCAGGCUCCAAGAACAAUCCACAAGAGUCAUCUCAAUCAUCCGAAUUGGCAAAAGCGAAGGCAAAGCAAAAAGAGAAGGCAAAGAAAGACAAGGAGAAGGAAGAGAGUGCUAAACCUCGCCCGCGCAAGGUUAACCCUGAGGCGCAUGCGAAUUACCGCUCUCUUAAGAUUAGAAAUAAGAAUACUAAAGGACGGGGCGCUGGUCGCUUCAGGAGAUAG